Messenger RNA from Frankliniella occidentalis (western flower thrips), 1922 nucleotides. Its product is annotated as IQ and ubiquitin-like domain-containing protein. NCBI's taxonomy places the organism in Eukaryota, Metazoa, Arthropoda, Insecta, Thysanoptera, Thripidae. The record is from RefSeq and is a predicted model, not a curated record. The transcript is spliced from 4 exons. Gene Ontology annotation, biological process: cilium assembly. The coding region runs from base 108 to 1670 and encodes 520 amino acids. Gene Ontology annotation, cellular component: motile cilium; acrosomal vesicle.
CGGUGCGCGCCCCGGUCGAUGAGGACAGGGCCAAGGACGACGUCCUGGUGGAGUUCACCACCUCGACCGGCAAGUUGUUCUCCAAGGUGUACAAGAUCUACUCCAACAUGCUGGAGGUCAAGGAGGACCUCGCGGCCUUCUUCUGCUGCCCGGUGACGGACGUGGCGCUGGACACGAGCGUCGUGGAGAUCGACGACAGCCUGCCGCUGGCGGGGGCGGGCGUCGAGAGUCACGACGUGCGCCUCCGCAUCCGGGUGUCCCGCCGCCCCAAGCCCUUCCUGGGCGGCUUCAGGGACUCGCGCUCGGGCACCGAGUUUCACCACGCCGAGUCGCAGACGGGGCCGCCCGCCAGGGACACCUCGGACAGAGUGUCCAGAGACGCGCAGACCGUCCGGACGCGGCGCAGGCGCGUGCACACCCCGCACGAGAAGGCCACGCAGGUGCCGCGGCCGGGCCUGUACAUCCCGGGCAUGCCGGAGCACGUCCUCAUGGCGGACCCGGGGCGAUACGUGCCCGCCGACGAAGCGCUCGAGCGGCAGCGCGACCUGGAGGACAGGGUGCGCACGAUCCAGAGGUACUACCGGGCCUACCUGCGGCGGAGGGUGCCACCCGCCCGAGAGGACGGCGAGGACGAGGAGGCAGAGGAGGGCGAGGAGGGAGAAGAGGGAGAGGAGGUCGAAGAGGAACAGAAGCUGGCCGACGAGGAGGAGGAACAAGAGAGGCGGGAUCAGGCGCUCGUCCUGGCCGCCAGCACGCCCAGCGGGUACCCGCGCAGCAGCAGGGACUUCGACACGCUCUACGCGCUGGUCGAGCGCUGGCGGCAGGCCGAGACGCGCCGGCUGCAAGCGAGCUGCUCGGAGGCCGCGCGUCGCGCCAUGCUCGGGGAGGUGCUCGAGCGCGAGAUGACGCUACUCAACGCCAUCGAGCGCCACCGUCAGGUCGUGGCCGGGGAGCGGGCCCGUGACCGGGAGCGCCGCUUCCUCGAGCGCUGCGCCGAGCCACUCGUGUUUGAGGGCAGCAACGGCGAGCCCAUCCAAGUCGAGACCCUGGAGGUGGCCCGCGCCAAGGAGCUGCAGGCCGCGUACCUCAGCCUCACCCAGCAGGCGCCCAAAGCGGAGCGGCUCGAGUUCCUGGUGGCGCUCAUGGAGAGCCUGAAGGAGGUCGGCCUGGAGCGAGCGGAGGAGCUGCGCAGGCUGAUAGGGCGCGAGUGCACGAUGAUGGCGCGGGGGCUGGACGCCGGGCUGGAGCCACUGCGCCGCCACAUCGCGCUGCUCUUCGCCGAGCUCGUCAAGUGCCCCGAGGUGAACCCCGAGGCCACCAAGCACCUGCGCGCCAGCCGGGUGCUGCUCGACAUGUGGCUGGGCCGGUCGGCGCUGACCGAGGACGAGGCCGCGGGGCUGUGGGGGCUCCGCCUGCCGCGGUGGCGCGCGCGCCAGGAGUGGUCGCCGUGGAACUGCGUGCUCCUCACGGCCGCCCAGGCGCGCGCGCACGCCCACCUCGGCGACCUGGACGUCGAGGACGUGUACGCGCCCGCGCUCGUGGACACCGUGCGCCGGCGGCACCUCCAGGCCAGGAGGGUCUUCGCCCGCCUCAUGCAGUCCGAGAGGACCCUCAGGGCGGAGGCGACACCGCUGCUGGAAAUGACCGCCUCGGACUUGGGAGCGUCUUAGCUACUCUAAACUAGAUAAUGCCUUAAUGUAUGUAGUCCUUGUUAAAAAGAAUUGAUUUCAUUAUUAUUUUUAACAUUACUAUUACUUCUUUCACUGUUUUUUUUAACUAUACUCUAUGCCUACAAACUGUACCAAAGUUGUCUUUUAACCAAUAAUCUUUAAGUAUAAAGAAAUAGGAGCUGCAAACUACAAUUAGCUUUGACAUUAUUUUGCAUUCCGUAUAUUUUUUCUUUGUAAUGCCACCUGACUUCC